Messenger RNA from Leptopilina boulardi, 4701 nucleotides. RefSeq names its product protein-tyrosine sulfotransferase (gene Tpst). The coding region runs from base 921 to 2147 and encodes 408 amino acids. Lineage: Eukaryota; Metazoa; Arthropoda; Insecta; Hymenoptera; Figitidae. The record is from RefSeq and is a predicted model, not a curated record. Gene Ontology annotation, molecular function: protein-tyrosine sulfotransferase activity. Gene Ontology annotation, cellular component: Golgi apparatus. The transcript is spliced from 8 exons. Gene Ontology annotation, biological process: peptidyl-tyrosine sulfation.
GUAAUUCCUAUUUUGAAAUUCAGGGAAAUAGUGCUUUCAUUUUAUUUGAAGUAAUUACUUGCAAGAGUAAGAUUGCAAGAAAAAUAAAUUAAUUGUAUAAUUCGCCGCCGAAUUCGCUCGUAUGUCUCCGUAACCAUUCGUGACUCGCAACAAUUCUUACUGCAUGAUUUAGAAUUUUACUGGAAUCGACGAGAUUCGUUUGGAUUCGCAUAGUAUUCGACAAAUUCGAACGUCCUUUUCAAUAAUCGUCGGUAAUCUCCAAUUAAAAUACAAUAUAUUCAGAAUCCAGAAAUUUACAUUUUCUUAUGUUAAUUGAUGAAUAUUCGGAAGAUACCUAGUAUAUUCUCUACAUUACAAAUCGGGUAUUCGAGAGUGAACAGCCCCUCGCGUUUUUACAUAUUUUUAUUUCGAAAAUUUAUAUACUGCUGAUCACAAGUACAUAAUAUUGCAAUACAGUCAACCAUCUCAGUUAACCCCCUCUCAGUAAAGCCGCUUCCCCAGUUUGUCGAGCGAGCUUUUUCCCUACUACCCAAGUAGAAAUGUGCCACUGGAAUAGUACUGACCCAACACUGCCAGUCAGUAUAACAGUACUGGGCCAGUAGUGGACCAACCCUGGCAGGUAACGCUGUCCAGUACUGAUUUUGUCCUGCUCACCAGUAGGGGAGACCGAGGAGGAAAGUAACAGAGGAGGAAAGUAACAAAGCUUAUAACUUUUAAACAAAUUAUCGGAUAGACAUGGUUCAAACAUAUUUUUAGUCGGCACUGUUCCCCCUUCCUCCUCCAUAGUGUGUCCGAGCCUGACAGAAAAGGCUAGGUCUGAUUCCGGUGUGACGUGCAGAAAAAACGUCAAAAAAACAGAUGAUAAAAUAUUAGAUUCGUGAAGCGCUAGAUGCUUGAAUUAGAAGAAAAAACAAUUGUAAAUGCACUGGCAAUAUUGGUUGCAUCCCGUCACCAGAAGUGUACGUGUUACUAAAUCUACAUUAGGAAUGUCGCUGGCGUCUCGUGGGACGCGAAAAGCUCCCAUUAUUUUUAUUUUUAUAAUAAUUUUUCUCCUCGCACUCUAUCAACUUGGCAUUAUAUGCAGUGGACCGAAAGAUCGACCCAAUGCUGUUAUGGUAACCAAAGAGAAAUAUGUAGUUGGACCAUACGACCAAAAAACAUAUAGCUAUGAUAGAUAUAUGCCAUUAAUUUUCAUUGGUGGAAUGCCACGUUCAGGAACAACUUUAAUGCGUGCCAUGCUUGAUGCACAUCCCGAAGUGAGAUGUGGUCAAGAGACAAGAGUGAUACCAAGAAUUUUGCAAAUGAGAACCCAUUGGUACAAAUCAGAAAGGGAAAGUUUACGUCUUGAAGAAGCCGGUCUCUCAAAAGAUGUAAUAGAUAGUGCGAUAGCGGCCUUUUGUCUCGAGGUGAUAGCAAGACAUGGUGAACCAGCUCCUCGCUUGUGCAACAAGGAUCCACUUACAUUGAAGCUUGGUUCUUACGUUCUUGAACUAUUCCCCAACGCCAAGUUUAUUUUUAUGGUACGGGACGGACGAGCAACUGUUCAUUCUAUUAUAACCAGAAAGGUGACAAUAACAGGAUUCGAUUUAACAUCCUAUAGACAAUGUUUAACAAAGUGGAAUGUUGCUAUUUCCACAAUGUACAAUCAAUGCAAAGACGUUGGAAGCGAUCGUUGCCUAAUGGUUCCUUACGAGCAAUUGGUGCUUCAUCCUCGUGUGUGGAUGGAGAAAAUUCUCGGUUUCUUGGAUGUACCAUGGAACGAGUCAGUACUUCACCAUGAAGAAUUCAUCAAUAAACCUGGUGGAGUUCCGCUCAGCAAAGUCGAAAGAUCAUCGGAUCAAGUUAUUAAGCCAGUAAAUUUAGAGGCCUUGACGAAAUGGGUCGGUCAUAUCCCUAAGGACGUCGUAGAUGAGAUGGCAAAUAUUGCGCCAAUGUUGUCGGUACUUGGAUAUGAUCCUUAUGCAAAUCCACCAAAUUAUGGAGCACCUGACAAAAUAGUCAGCGACAACACUCGAAAGGUUCUUGCAAACGAUGACGCUUGGGCAGCUAAAGUUCGAGCACUCUCAUUGGUUGUCCCACCAAUUAAUGCUGUUAAUGCUGCCGCAGGAAACGCUGAAGAUUAUCCAGAUUCGACAAAAUUCGCGUGACCACUGGAUCAUCAACCAUUAGUUGGUUUCGACUCUUCUAAUGCGUAUAUCUACAGUUAUCUGUAAAAUUACUCUUUCGAAUUUCAAGUCACAGCGAAGAGUAUUCUUAAGCUUGUAAAGUUAGUUGUAACUUUAGCUUAUUGUUAAGAGAACAUAUAUAUAUAUAUAUAUAAUAAUUAACUUGAAAAUUGCGACUAUCUCACAGACUGCACAGAUUCAGUAUAUUAUACAUAUAAGUGUGUAUGUAAGCGUUUGAAUGGAGGACAAAUAAUAAUAUAAUAAUAAGAAUAAUAAUAAUAAUUGUUGACGCAAUUGAAACGUCCGAUUCUAAAAGUCAACACAAAGUUUUCCCCCCCCCCCAUCAAAUUAAAGGGCGAAAAAAAUUUAUAUCCUUCAUUUCUAAAUUUAUAAAAUAAAAAUAAAAAAAAUGUAGAAAAAUUCUAAAUCAUAUUAACAUUAUUCCUGUAAAUUAUUAGAAAAUUUCUAUCAACUACAAAUUUUCGAAUUUAUUUUUAAUUUUUUUCUUUAAUUUUACAAAAAUUUUUUUUCAUCUAAAAGUGAAAAAAAAUUGUUAUAAAUCUUUUAGAAUCUGACAUUUUACAAAACUCUGUAAUGUCAACUUUUUUCUACAAUGUUAAUUGUGUUUGAAUCUCAAAUUUAUUUCUAAUUACAAAUUUUAAAUUUACUUUAAAUCAUUCCUUUGUUCUGCUAUAAAUAUAUUAUAGAGAUUUUAAAUUAUAUGAAUUUAAUUUUAUUAAUUAUAAACAUUAAAUUAUUGAAAUUGUAAGAUUAAUAAAAAGUAAUUUUCUCUUUUUUUUCAUUUGCUCGAGGCUGAUGUGUUAUGUAGAAUUUUUUCUAAGAUCGACUGAGCUUUUUUAAUGAUAGAUAAUUUUUAAGUAAAAAAAAAGUGAAUGCAAUACGAGAUUAUUGUUAUGUAAAGCGUCAUCGAACACGAAGGCCAGUUUUGAAGUUGUUUAAAGAAUCAAAUUGUUUUUUAAUUACAAAACAAUUAUAAAAAAAACUUAGGAUUCAAAAAUUCAAAGUACUUAUUUAUUUGAAAGCAAUUGAAAGGAAAUUAAUUUGAGAAUUAAUAAUGAAAAACUAAUUAGUUAGUCAAUGAUUAAGUUAAAUUCUCAAAAAAAAAAAUAAUAAUAAUAAUAAUAAUACAAUCAAUAAUAAUUCAAGAAUCUAUGUGCAACACUCAAGACUUUGUAUUAAUCAAAAUAAUGAAACGAAAAAUGUGCUUAUCUUUGCCAUAUAAACUUGAAAUAUUUUUAAAUCUAGUUUUAUAAAAAUACAUUUAAUUUUAAUCCAAGACUGGAACUCAACAAGAUUUGACUAUAGAGUGUAUUUUAGAAUUAUCUAAUUUACAGUUUGAUUUGAUGAAUAUUUUUAAAAUAUGUAAAAAAAAUUGUGUCUUUUUCACGUGUCCAAGAAUUUUAUUGGGAAUAUUUAAAAAAAAAAAUUUACAGUCCGUAAUUAUAUUUCAUGGAGAGAGUUAAUUUUUAAAAAGUAUUUUUUUCUUCAAUUCAUUAUUUUUCAAUUAAAAAAAAAAUUGCGGCCUAGAAACUUUGUGUGAAAUACACUAUGGAGUGGCGCUAUAAAAUUGGUCAAAAUUUCAUGAAAUGUUCGGGUUAAAAAAUACAAAUUAUUCAAUUUAAUCAAAAAGUUUAUAAUUUAAUAUUAUCAUUAAUAUAACCAAAAUUUAAAUACCAAAUAUUUUUGAAUUUUACGAUAUAAAAAGUUGGAGAUUCAAAUUUUUUACUUUUUUUUUAAUAAAAUAAAAUUUAUAGAGAGAAAAAAAAUAAAUAUUUUUGAUUAAAUUAGAUAACUUGUAUUUUUUGACAAAGAAAGAGGAAUUUUUACUAGAAAUUCUGAAAAAUGUACUAGAAUAAGUUUCUCUUCGUCUAUUAUAUUUUAUGAAUUUUAAUCCACUGACAAAAUCUCAAACCAAUAGAAACUUCAUAGACGUAAAAUAAAAUAUCAGAAAUUUAAACUUAAAUUUCAACACAUUUUGAAAAAAGAAUAAACAUCAAUAUAUUUAUCUAAUUGAAAUUUAGUUUGAUAUUAAAAUUUAUCUAAAUUUUUUCUGUUUACUCUUAUGAAUAGGUACUAUUUUAAAUUGAGAUUAUGCCGUUGGUUUUAAAAAAAUUCCUGAAUAUAUGUGCAAAAUUUCGACGUAUCAAUAGAUUUAAAAAAAAUGUUAUAAACUUGAAAAUUUACGUUAAACUUGCGACAGAUACGUUUUGCACGCAAUUGAUAUACAAGAUUAGUAUUUAAAACAAAAAAAAAUAAUAAUAAUAAUAAUUGUGACCCUCAAAGGAAGGAACACUAUUUUGUGAACACUAAGUGAAUUCUAGAUUAAUGAGAGAGUACAUGAGAAGAAAUAUUUAAUCGAUAUUUUUUUUUUUAAUUUUAAAAAUGUGUAUUAAUUACAUCAAACUUCCAAUCGUUAAGUUAAAUUUUUAUUUUACAGCUAUUAUUGACAAGUGUUGCAUUUCUGUCAGCAUUGUUGUUAUCUAUCUUAUACGAAAUUAAAUUAUUUUAAUAUUAA